Messenger RNA from Hydractinia symbiolongicarpus, 2349 nucleotides. RefSeq lists its product as uncharacterized. NCBI's taxonomy places the organism in Eukaryota, Metazoa, Cnidaria, Hydrozoa, Anthoathecata, Hydractiniidae. The coding region runs from base 190 to 807 and encodes 205 amino acids. The record is from RefSeq and is a predicted model, not a curated record. The transcript has 6 exons.
CCGUUAAAAACAUACAGCGAAGGGAUUUGGUCCGCAAAUUGCACUUAGGUAGUUUUUAGACUUAAUGCAUCCUAUAAAAAGUCAUACAUUAAAAUACCAAACACAAUUUAAAGAUCAAAGGACGGGAAGAAACGAAAGUUUACACGCGUGAUAUAAUGUGAUAUGAGUUAGAGUUUACCUUGCACUGUUAUGAACAGAAAUACAACUGAGACCACAACGAAUAAUGACAAAGAUGAUGGUAAAGGAAACAUAGUUGUGAUUAUAGUUAUCACAGUGAUUGUUGUAAUCUGCAUAUCAGUUCUUGUUGUUUUUCUGUUGCGGGUCCAGAAAAGGCGAAAAAGGCGAAGACUGACAAAAUGCGGUCAUCUUGUUGCAGACCAUUCAGUUGAGCUUAUACGAAAAAGGAAUAUAUAUGUAACAGAUGAACAUUUGAAAAGAAAUGAUGAUACAAUAAAUAAGGGCUCAUUGCCAAGUAAUUACAUAAAGGUUGCUCCAGAAAGUAAAAACAAGCUACUAAAGGGUAAUCUAGAAACUUCAAGAGAACAUAUAUAUACAGAGCCAAAUAUUGCUCUUGGUUUAACAACAGAGAGUACUCAGCUUGAUUACGAGUAUGCUUAUUCAGCAUCACAAGAGCAGUCAGAGGAAAACCCGUUGUAUCUAUCUGGUGGUGAAAUUACUUCAAGUUUCAGGUAUAAACAAAAACUAAGAGACAAGAGGAUGGAAAAAGCUGCAGAUAAUAUAAUUUAUAAAGCAUCAACAACGCAAGAUAAUUAUGUUGAUAUGUCAUGCCCUGAGCAUGCCAUUUAAUUGCUAUUAUUUUAUAAAAUGUUUAUUUUUAUUAUAUUAAUAUCCGAUUUUUAAAAGUUGCAAAAAAAUUAUAGUUUAGUGUUACACGUAUGACAUGGGUGGCAGUUUUACACAUUACACAAGCUGUUGAAUUUAAUCGAUUCUUUUUUAUGAAAUAUGAGCCAUAACUCAAAAUGAUGUUUAAAUGUUUUUAUGGUCAGAGUGAUAUUUAAUGUGUAAUACACAACGCAUGUAAACAUUUCAUUUAGACCUUAUUUGCUUAAUUUCAAUCAUUUGAAUUGCUCUUCAUGUUUUUUGCGCAUCAAAAGCCAUUUAAUGACUUCUUUGAAAACAGCUAAAAUUGGUCUAAAAACAUGCCAUACAAGUGUCAAGUCGUCAUUUCAAUUUGAGUUAUAAGAGUUUUAUUUCAAGCAAGAAUUACGGUUUUAAACGAAAAGCAUGAUUUUUAUACUGCUGACUUUGCUAGAGCACUUUGCUAGAGAACUUAUAUCUCUUUCAGCACGUACUUACAUGAUAUUUUGUUAUGUAUCCAAAUGAAACAAGUAAGUAUUUUAAACAAGAAGCAUAUUUUGUCUAUUUUGCAGAACCAGCCAAAUUGAAUCCUUUGUUUGGGAUGGGGGACAAAGGUUCUUAAUUUGGUAAAUAGACAAGACAAUUUUAAAACGACUGUGGUUGCCAAGAUAUGAAGAACAGAUUGAAUAAACCCACCCCAGAUAUAAGGACACUGAAAAGCUCCGGCAUGAAUUUAAGUCAUUCCAAUACUAUAAAAUUUCAAUACCAUAAAUUCUUGAUUUUAAUUGUUUUCUUACUCUAGUUGUAAAUUUCUUGACAUGCAGCCAUAAAGGUGCAUUUACUAUGCUUCAUGGCUUAAUUACCUUAUUAGUAGUAUUUUUAAUCCAGACAUACUCACGAUGCACAUAGGAAAGGUGCAUUUACUAUGCUUCAUGGCUUAAUUACCUUAUUAGUAGUAUUUUUAAUCCAGACAUACUCACGAUGCACAUAGGAAAGGUGCAUUUACUAUGCUUCAUGGCUUAAAUACCUUAUUAGUAGUAUUUUUAAUCCAGACAUACUCACGAUGCACGAUAGAAUUAGUUUUAUAUUUUUACUUUUUAGACCUAUUUAUUUUUAUAAAACAUAUUUUUAUAUACUUUACAUUUUUAAUAUUUACAAUCGUAGUUGUAGUUAAUGUUUUAUAAAUCAUUACGCAGAAAAGUAUAAACAACGUUGCUUAAAAAUCUCAGUUUUUGCCAAACGGUGAGUUAACUUCCAACUGCUCAGAAAUAUUUCAGUUUAUCAUUAUAUCAAAAUAGUCAUAUAUUUUUCCUCUUUAUCAGCACAAAUUACAUUCGAUUAUUGUACCUUUUUUUUUAGCAGAGAAUAUAAUACAUACAUGUUUUUCUGACUAUACAAAAAAAGCGAAUUCACAUUUAUGUAUAAAUAUAUUUUUGACAUGUUAUCAUUUGUGAUACUUAAAUUGUAGUAUUUUUAUGUUAAUUUUAAAUUUUAUUUUUAUUUAAGGAGCACAGGGAAGCACUAAUACUU